ACACACUAUCAUUUCAAAUAAUUGCAGACUCGAUUUGAUGACGACGUCGUCCCCGUCCAUCCCUCCCUCCUUCGAUCCGGCCAUCCAUCUUCACUCCGAGGGAGACCCUCCCGAACCCCCCUCCGAUACCUUCUCCGACGAGCUCGAGGCAUUGAAUUUCCAACAGGGAGAUAAUACGCGCAAAGGAAUAGUUAUUCAGCACCGGUCGUGGAAUCUAUCUGAUGUCUUCCGCAGUGACGAGGAUAUAAGGCCUGGUAGACUCGACGAUCCCGAGUGUUGAGUAUAUCAACUGAUUGAGCUCAGAUACUCCGACACGAACUUCCAAGCGGAAGAACAUCUACUCUCCUAUUCGAA
This is a messenger RNA of Aspergillus neoniger CBS 115656, 354 nucleotides long. RefSeq lists its product as uncharacterized. The coding region runs from base 38 to 280 and encodes 80 amino acids. The transcript has a single exon. NCBI's taxonomy places the organism in Eukaryota, Fungi, Ascomycota, Eurotiomycetes, Eurotiales, Aspergillaceae. The record is from RefSeq and is a predicted model, not a curated record.